AUAAAAUCGAUUAAUUAACAGUUAACAAAAGGUCUGGCUCCAUUCGAUUUCAUUGGAAACCCCCAAAAUCGCUGAAGAACGCCUCUCGAGCUCAGAUAGGGUUUAUAGGUUUCUAGAGAGAAUUUCAUGGCGACAUCUGAAGCGGAAUAUGAGAGUGAUCCCGAGGAGCUGAACCGCUCCUUGGCGACGAGGAGGAGAGAAGCGAGUGAUGACGAUAGUGAUGAUGAUGAUGCUGUUAGAGAUGUGAAAAAUCAGAGGGCUGUGGUUGAUUCUGACCUAUCUGAUGAAGAAGUUGGUACUGUGAAGUAUGAUAAUGACGAAGAUGGGGAGGAUAGUUAUGAGGAUGAUGAGGAGGAAAGUGGUGGAGGAAUCGAUAAUGAUAAGAGUGGUGUGGUGAAGGAGGCUGGUGAUAUGAAUGGAGAGGAAGAAAAUGAAAAGGAGAAGUUACAAGCUGCUGUUCCCACUGGUGGAGCUUUUUAUAUGCAUGAUGAUAGGUUUCAGGAAAUGUCUGCUGGCGGAAACAGGCGAAUGCGUGGUGGGAGAAGACAGUGGGGCUCUGGAGAGGAAAGAAAAUGGGGACAUGACAAAUUUGAAGAGAUGAAUACUGGGGAAAAACAUUCUGAUCAGAGGAUGUCUAGAGGCCGAUUCAGAGGUCAUGGUCGGGGUAGGGGACAAGGGCGUGGAUACGCUAGAGGGAGCAGUUCUAACACAUUAACCAGUAGUGGACAGCAAAUUUAUGUUCCUAAAGCUGUCUCACGAGGGAGAGGACCCAGGAAAUCCGACACUCCCCUGAGGAAUGAAAAUCAAGCACAUUCUGAGCAAAGCAAACAGUUACGAAAUUCUAAUGGGUCUCAAAACUCUCGUGAGAAAAUGCCACACCUCGAUUCACGGCGUUCACCAACUGCCCCUGCUAAAACUGAGAAUCAAGGUGCCCAUGCCAAAAAGAAUGUAGCUGUGUCAAGUUUGAGUUCCGCUUCUCCUCCAUUUUAUCCUUCAGCGCCGUCCAGUAAUGUGGUACAUGGUAUACAAGUUAGUAUGGAAAGACUCCACACAAAUGAAAGUGUCACGCCUUCUGGGAAGAAGUAUAGGAAUACAAAAUCCGGUUAUUCACCAGUUUGGACUGCCAAGACUCUUCAGUCCACUAGUCAAGGUAGAGGUGCACCUGCUGCUGGGAACACGUUUUACCCGCAAUCUCAUAGUCAAGGUGACAGAUUUUCAUCACCAAUGCAACUCAAUGGAGAUUCAAAAGGCACUGGCCAAAGACCUUCCGGCCAGGGUUUUGAUCAGCACUCUGCUGUUGUUAGAUCAUUGUCUUCCUCUCCCCAGAAAACUAGCUUAUCAAGAAAUCGGUAUCCUCCUGAUGAAAUAGAAUCUUCAUCGGAAACAGCUGCAUUGAUUGCUAAAGGAAAAGGGACUCUCAGGCCUGGUGGAAGCAGCUCUUUUAUGUAUAGUGGAUCCCAAAUGAUGGGGCGGCCAGAAAGUUUGACAUCUGCUGACAAUUCUAAUUUCCCUACUUUUCUGCCUGUUAUGCAAUUUGGUGGUCAGCAUGGUGGGGUUCCGACUUUUGGAAUGGCUUAUCCAGGAUAUGUCCAGUCUGAAGAUGGUGUUAGAAAUCCGGAGAUGACAUGGAUGCCAGUUUUAGCUGGUCCAGGAGCUUUAGGGGCUUCAUACAGUCCACCACCAUAUGCGGCUCACCAAGCACACAACCCAGGGUUACCUUCCUCUGCGGGAUUCUCCAGCAAAGACAGUAGCACAAAUACCCUUAAUGACCUGGUCAAACCCAUGGAAAGUCCUGAGGUUGCAGAGAAUGGGGUUUCAGAACGGCAAAGCAACAAUCCAAGCAAGCAGCCUCGUAGGUACUCGGAGAUGACCUUUAGCAAGUGAAAACAUUUGUGAGAAUUUAAGAAGGGACUUUAGGGACACCUUGGCGCAGGGCUAUGUUGCUUCUCCAAGCUUUGUUACAGAACACUUUUAAGGCCGCAAUUGUUCCUGAAAAUCUUAGUUUUAUAAGGGAAGGGAAAAAAAAACAAAAGAUAAUAGUAACGACUACUAGUAGCAAAUAGAAUGGAGAAGGGACGUAGUGGCUCAUAUAAAGCUAUGGGAGAUGUAAUGUAUUUGUGUUUCGUGUUUUCCGUCAUCUGCUUGUUUGGUAUUUUACCAUUUUAAGCUAUUUUCAGGAGACUAGUUGUCCUAAACUUUGGUCAGCAUCCUGUUUUGUGUGUCUUUUUUUUUCCGAGAAUCUAAUCUAAAGUCUCUCUUUUGAGCAUGUAAAUAUUUGUCGCAAUGUUAUUUCAUUUGUUUUCUUCCUAUGGAAUCACAUGAAUAGGAGCUUGCUAUAACAAUAAUUGCUUCAGAAACUCGGAAAUUCUUAGCUUUCAGACCAAAUUGAAUGCUGCUUUUUUUUUCUUUGCUCAAUGGGAAUGCUUUCGAGCCUUCGAUGAUGAUCU
This is a messenger RNA of Arabidopsis thaliana (thale cress), 2447 nucleotides long. Its product is annotated as CASC3/Barentsz eIF4AIII binding protein. NCBI's taxonomy places the organism in Eukaryota, Viridiplantae, Streptophyta, Magnoliopsida, Brassicales, Brassicaceae. Bases 127 to 1884 code for a protein of 585 amino acids. The record is from RefSeq and is marked reviewed. Gene Ontology annotation, cellular component: cytoplasm; nucleus; exon-exon junction complex. The transcript has 11 exons. Gene Ontology annotation, molecular function: mRNA binding. Gene Ontology annotation, biological process: mRNA processing.